AUGGGCUGGAAAGGUAUCUACUGGCUUUUAAUGCUGUUUGUGUUGCGGAUUACUACUGUGGGUGGAGUGGAGCCUAAAGCCGAACCAACCACAGACUUUUCUCUCGCUCCUGCUAUGGGGGUGAUGGAGGGGGAGCGCCAGAUCAUGACCGAAUCUCAGUAUAAAUGUCUGGAGCUGUUGAGCAGAGAUGGGAUACACAAUAAAACAGCUUCCCACUGUAGCCGGUUUUGGGAUGGCUGGCUGUGCUGGGAUGAAACUCCUGCUGGGGCUUAUACUUCUCAGAGCUGUCCAGACUACCCUACCUUUGACACCUCGGAAAAAAUAACCAAAUAUUGUGAUGAAUCUGGUAAUUGGGCUCACGUCACAUCAAUAAAUAAUACCUGGUCUCUGUGUCUUAGCAACUCAAAGGACAAAUUAAAGAAAGGGUCUGUUUAUGGUGAAGUGGAGCCAGAGGCUGAUACCACAGCAGAAACCCUGGUCAGUCCUGUGGAAACUCAGAAAAUAGAGGAGAGGAAGAAAAUCAUUGAUGGUCAAUAUAAAUGCUUUGAGAAAAUGAACCGAGACCCACCGUAUAACAAGUCAGGUCUGUACUGUAACCGGACGUGGGAUGGGUGGCUGUGUUGGGAUGAUACACCUGCAGGAACAUACACAUCUCAAAACUGUCCCAACUACUUCCCUGACUUUGACCCUACAGAAAAGGCCAUAAAAUAUUGUGAUGAGAAUGGGAACUGGUUUCUACAUCCUGAGACAAACAGGACUUGGUCCAACUACACCCUCUGCAUUGCCUACACUAAAGACAAGUUAAAGAAUGCAUACAUUCUGUACUACAUGGCAAUUGUGGGUCACGCUUUGUCCAUUGCGUCUCUCCUCAUCUCUCUGGCAAUAUUCUUUUACUUCAGGAGUCUAAGCUGUCAAAGGAUCACCUUGCACAAGAAUCUGUUCUGCUCUUAUGUGCUCAAUUCAGCCUUCACUAUAAUCAACCUCACAUGUGUGGUCAACAACCCUAAAGUGGUGGAGAGGAACCCGGUUGGUUGUAAGGUGCUACAAUUCUUCCACAUGUACAUACUGGGCUGUAACUAUUUCUGGAUGCUGUGUGAGGGCAUCUAUCUGCACACCCUUAUCGUGGUGGCGGUUUUCGCUGAGGAACAGCACCUUCAUUGGUAUUAUCUCUUAGGAUGGGGUUUUCCCCUGGUGCCUGCCUCUAUCCAUGCAGUAGCAAGAAAAAAGUAUUUUGACGACAAUUGCUGGAUGAGUGUGGAGACCCAUCUACUGUACGUGGUUCAUGGACCUAUUAUGGCAGCUUUAUUAGUGAACCUAUUCUUUCUGCUGAACAUUGUGAGGGUUUUGGUGAUGAAGCUGAAGGACACCCAUCGCGCAGAGUCCAACAUGUACAUGAAAGCAGUACGAGCCACCCUCAUUCUUGUGCCCUUGUUAGGAAUCCAAUUUGUUAUAUUUCCAUGGAGGCCAGAAAACCGUUUGGCUGGAGAAGUAUACGACUAUAUCAUGCACAUAUUACUGCAUUACCAGGGCUUGCUGGUGGCAACAAUAUUCUGCUUCUUCAACGGAGAGGUUCAGGCUACUCUGAAGAGGCAGUGGAUGCAGUACAAGGUGCAGUGGGGACAGCGACGCCGUGAGCACUGGUCCAUGCGCUCUACUUCAUACACCACCACGUCCAUCACAGAGGUGCCUGCUUUCAUUUUCCACUAUGACAACAACAGUGAACACUUGAAUGGCAGACACGUCGAUGACUCAGCGUGA
Molecule: messenger RNA, 1758 nt
Organism: Neoarius graeffei (lesser salmon catfish)
Lineage: Eukaryota; Metazoa; Chordata; Actinopteri; Siluriformes; Ariidae
Gene: calcr
Product: calcitonin receptor
Exons: 15
Coding region: 1-1758 (585 amino acids)
Biological process (GO): cell surface receptor signaling pathway; positive regulation of cytosolic calcium ion concentration; adenylate cyclase-activating G protein-coupled receptor signaling pathway
Cellular component (GO): plasma membrane; axon
Molecular function (GO): amylin receptor activity; calcitonin receptor activity
Source: RefSeq, a predicted model, not a curated record